GCGCUGCUCGUUCUCGUUUUGCUGCGCGAGGAGGGAGAUCCUCCUUCACUUCUGCUCCUCUGGCUGCUGCGCUUCUGGGGAUUUCCUCGUUUCAGCUUCAGCCUCAGCCUCAGCAGCUGCGUGAGGAGCUCAGCCUGAUCACAGAGAGACAGAGAGGGAGACUGCAGUGAACCUCUAUCCCUUCGCUUCAUCCCUCCAUCCCUCCAUCCAUGCUCCUUUCAGAGGAUUAGCAGCAUGACUUCGGUGUGGAAGAGACUGCAGAGGGUGGGCAAGAAAGCCACCCGAUUUCAGUUCGUGGCCUCCUAUCAGGAACUUAUCCUUGAAUGCACUAAGAAAUGGCAUCCAGACAAGCUGAGAGUGGUGUGGACGAGGAGGAACAGACGCAUCUGCUCAAAGCUGCACGGUUGGCAGCCGGGCAUUAAAAACCCCUACAGAGGGAUGGUGGUGUGGCCAGUGCCCGAAAACGUGGACAUCACAGUUACACUCUUCAAGGAUCCUCAUGCAGAGGAGUUUGAGGACAAAGACUGGACAUUCAUCAUUGAAAAUGAGACGGCGAAGGGUCACCGGAAGGUUCUGGCGUCCGUGGAUGUGAACCUGAAGAAGUUUGCGAGUGCGACGGUGACGCAGACGGACCUGAGCCUGCGGAUGAAGCCGCUGUCGGUGAAGGUCGUGGAGGCCACGCUCAAACUGUCUCUGUCCUGCGUCUUCCUCAAAGAGGGGAAAGCAACUGAUGAGGACAUGCAGAGUGUGGCAAGUCUGAUGAGCGUGAAGCCGCUGGACAUCGGGAACCUGGACGAUUUUAACGAGAGCGAUGAGGAGGAGGAUAAACGGUCCAGCACCGGAGCCUCAAUCAGCGCCGCUCCCUCUGCUCCUGAGCGGUCAGCAUGCAGCAUGGAAAAAAGACCGUCAAUAAAGAGUCCACCUGCUUUAGAGCUGCAGAGGGAGCUGAACACUCUGACUGAGGAGGACAGCACUAAUCCCUUCCUGCAGGAUUUAAAGACCCCAGAGCCUCUUCCUGAGGUAAAGAGCUCUGAGGCCUGCCGACCUUUGACCCUGAGCCAGGCCGGGGGGCAGCAGCGCCCCUCUCGGGCCGCCGGCAGCAUCAGCAUCGCCGGAUCUCCGUCACGGCUCAGUGGAGGAGAGACUACAGACACGCACAGCACUGCGGGAGGAUCACGUCUGCAUCCGGAGAGCAGAGCGGCCGCUGUUUCUCUUGGAUCGGACGCAGAAUUUCUGACCCUUCCUCCUCCUCCUUGGCCUUUUUCUCUGACGGCUUCAGAAGUGUGUGAAAAACCAAUACAGGAGGUCUUCAAAUCUCCGCCCUUCAGCUCCACAAAGACACGUCCGCACAGACCUGGGGCAGGAAAGCCGCCGCUGGCUGAAGAAGAGCCGGAUUUUAAGGAGGACUGGAUUUAUACAGUCGGAAGACCUAAACCUGUUGUGAAGGACACACCAGAAGAGCUCCAGCUUACUGCACAUCAACCUCCAGCCUCUAAACCUGAGGAGAAGGCCAUGGCCGAAGAAGGAUCUGCCCUCAAAGCUCCUCUUAUUCCAGAGGAACCCUCACUGCCUGAGGCCUUCGCUGCUCCUGAGCUGUCUGAAGCUCAGACUGGCCUUCAGGAAGGAGACUCAGAGGAAGAGUUUAUUUCUUCCAACCUGAAUGAAGUUAAACUCUUUGUAGAAGAACAUGGUCAGUUAUCAGAUCAGCCUCGGCCUGAAUCAGCCAAAAUGCCGAGGCUGGGAGAGGAAGCGGGGUCUCAGAGCGCUGAGUCGGCCGUUAUCUCUGCAGACAUGAACAGGUCAGACGAGGAGAAGGUUCUGAUUAGAAUAGCGACCGCUCCUGCAGAGGAGACCGUCUCCUCGAAAAGAUCUCCGCAGGCUGGUCCACCUGAGGGUCAGGAUGAUAAGAGGCAGGCUGAUUGGUCCAAAACUUGUCAUGUGACCCAGGCUGCUGUACCUGAGGACAGCUUGAAUGAAAUUCCUUUGAAUUUGGAUCUGGAGCCUCUUCCGAAACCCACCCAUCCCAGCACUGACAGAAACACGGACACUCCCCCCACCCCUCCCCAAACCCAAAUAAAAUCAUCAGCACAAACUCUGCCGGACUCGCCCCAGCCUGGGCUCACUCCGGAGCGUUCAGGACCUCCUGAAGAACCAUCGGCUCAGACGGAGGAUCCCAUCUGGGCCUCUUUAGAGCAGAAGGUGAAGGAACAGAAGGAAGACGGAGACGCUGGAGAAGAAACGUCCAACGAUAAAACAACAAACAAGCUGGAAAAUGAGGACAGUGAGCUUGGAGUUCUGCUCGAAGUGGAUGUUGGUGGAGAUAAAGCCAGAGCAGAAGACACGAAGAAGCCUGACCUGAGUGAACCAGACGCCUCCAUUCCCGUUAAAGCACAACCGGUAACGAGUAUUGUGAAAGAGGUGGAAGAUAAAAGUGAUGUUCCAUCCGUGGUACAGUCUGCGUCUCCUUCUCCACCCACCAGGACCUCACUGCACCUAGAGAACCUUUCUCCUGUUAUUAACACGACACUAAAUGAAGAUGUAGACAGAGCGGAUCUGAAGACGAAGGCCACUCCUGAAGCGGAGAGUCCGCUCUGGGCCAGUUUGGAGAAGAAAGUUAAGGAGAAAGAGGCUGAGGAGUUACGCUCAGGCAAACUGGAAGCUCCUCAGGCUCUUCUGGAUAAUGGCCGUUUUGCAGAGGAAUUAGAAGCUGAAGCCCGUCUGGAGGAGCCAGAGGACUUUGCUUUGAAUCGACCUGAAGAUAUUAGCGCCAUAAGCUCCAGCACGGAGUCUAGGAAGGCGUUUGGAGCUCAGAUGGAACGUUCUGCUUUGGAAAACAACCUCAGUAGUGACUUCAAUGCUCCUCAGAUUGAACGUCCUGCUGAUUCAGACCAACAAGAAGAUGGAGAAACAUCAGUUUCAGAGAGAAAGACUGAGCUUUCGCUCGAGCUGGAUUCUUCUGAUGUGGAUCAGGGCGUUCCAUCUGACCAGGAGGAGGUUUCUCCCGGCCUGAUGAGGGGGAUAUUUGGUGUUCUGUACAGAGGUUAUGAGACAGUGGCCUCCAUACUGAUCCAGCCAAGCCCUGCAGAACCCACCAAACCUGACGAUGAAGAAGCUGGAGACCAGGAAGCCCCUGAGAUUGAAAUUCGUCCACCUGAACCGUUCUGUGACACUGCAUUUACAAACCUACCUGAAGCUGCUAAAGACAACAAAGAUUCUGUUUUGGGUGAGGAAAGCAAGACGAAACCUCCAGCAGAGCCUACAGGAAGGAGCCUGGUGGAGUGUUUGAGACUGGCUGCCUCAGAGGUUGAGAGAGGAAGAGGAGUUUCUGAACCAGAACCUGAAACAAGCAUCACUAAGAGAACAGUGUGCGUAGAAAAGAUGAUGGAGGAGCCACCAGCACUGGAAAAUGAAAUAGAGAGAGAUGAACCAGAGCCUGAAACAAGCACCAGUGUGAGAUCAGCACCUGAAGAAAAGAUGGAGGAACCACCAACAAUAGAAUCCAGGAGAGACGAACCAAAGCCUGAAGAAAACAAACAUGCAGUAUUGAAUGUUGAGAAGAUCACAGAGCCAUCAACGACUCCAGAAACUGAUAAAAGCGUGAACAACAAGGACGCACUUGGGGUGUCCUCCACGAAAGAGUUUCCUCCUUUGAAGGAAGUGGAUUUCGAUAUGAUCGCGAGUGAAGAGUGCUUACGAAAAGCUAAUGAAGAUGAACCUGGGAAUAAAGGUGAAGGCCAAGAGAAGAAGGAGACUCUUCUGAGGCCUGUGUUCCUGUCUGAAGCUUUGGAGGACGAGGUGGAGUUCGAGUCAGGUCAGGAGGAUGUGGGCACUGUAUGGCUGGCUGAGCUCUAUAUGGAUGAUGGCCCAAAGGAAUCACCUCUGGUAGAACCGGACCUUUCUCCUGUCCUGCCAGCUGCAUUGGUCAGUACAAAGCUUGCAGCAAUAUCAGAAGAAUCUCCAGCAGAGCAGCCCAUUUCUCCACGAGCUGCCAAUGUUCCAUCCUUUCAAAGUGGAAAGAAUGAGAGAACCCAUCCAGUGCCUUCACAGGAAGUUGGCCCUCAUGCUAUGAAGCCUGUUUCAACUGGCAAUGCUCCAGUUCCUCUACAGCGCAAUAAAAAAAAAGAUAUUACCACAACGCCUGCCAAGGAGGAAAGCAAAAGUAAGGAUGAGGACAACCUAAGGCAAUUGAGCGUCUCCUCACCAGCGGAAGGCGCUGUUGAGGUUAGCAUGGGUGUAACUGACAGAGGCACUGAUAAAGAGAAGAAAGAGAGUUCCCUGAUUGAGGCCACAGCUGCAGUAGUCACUAAAGCUGAAGAACAGCUAGAAGGUGUGAAAGUGAAGAGGGCGGUUGGCUCAGGAAAGGAUGUCUCUCCAAGGAGGUCCGUGGUUGAGAAACCUCCUGAGCUUUUAAAAGAAGCUACUGAAGAACCUGCCGAUGUUUUGGAAGAGGAAAUCCUGCUGGAGAAGAUUCGCCAAAUGGCACAGGACACUGAAGACACUGAGGAAAAGAACGUUCCUGUUCCGGUUCCUCGUACCAGGAGGCGUCUCAUUCCCUCUGAGUCUGACUUUGAACUCCCCCCAACUCCACCCCUUCAACUCAAGGCAGACACCACCACAUGGUCCGAUCUCUCUGUGGACCAGAAUAAGCUUCCUGCUGCUGAAGUCACCGAAAUACCAACAUCGGCGACCUCUGUGGAAGCUGGUGUAGAUGUUGCCAAGUUGAACACAAAUGAAAAGAGGCAGUCUGAAAGCCUAUCUGAGAUUUUUCCAGCGACCACAGAGUCAUCAGACAAGAAUGUCUUGGGGGCCACAGUAUCAGGGGAUGACCAAGAGAAGGUCCUGGUGUCAGGAGAUGAUGAUGAGGCUUCAGAAAGUCCAAAACAGUCCAAAGAAAAUGUCCCCAUAGAAGCAAAUUCAGUAGCAGCUGAAAUUGGCCUUCCACCCCUGACUGUUCCCACCAACCAGACAGAGGAAGCAGCAAACAGGGCUAGACCAGAGGAGCUUGAUUUGAAGGUGAAAAACGAAGAGGCUCAUAUAGAAACACUGACAGCUUCUGCAGAUCUGGAUGAUUUAUCUAGAAUGUCGCCAAAGGAUUUAUCUGGAUCACCUGCCUCAGGAACUGCUGAAGCUGCAUCUGCUGGACACGCUGAGGGUCAGCCUUCCACAGAGAGCCCACAGCUCCAGACUGACCCGACUGUAGAAACAUCACCAGCUGUUCUGCCCCUCAAACGCAGCAAGAAGAAAACAGUCCCACCACCGGUGAGCCUGGAGGAGGUGAAGCCAGAAGAAUCAGGAGGAGACGCACCAGCACCUGAGCAGAGAUCCUCUCCUCUCCCCAGUCCUGGUCUGGUGACCUCCAGCCAGUCUCUGCUGCAGUGGUGUCAGGAGAUAACUAAGAACUACAAAGGUGUGAAGGUCACUAACUUCAACACUUCCUGGAGGAACGGCCUGGCGUUCUGCGCCAUCCUGCACCACUUCCACCCCGACAAGAUUGAUUUUGAUGCGCUGCAGCCUCACGACAUCAAGUUCAAUAACAAGAAAGCGUUUGAUGAGUUCGCUGCUCUUGGUAUCUCUCGUCUGCUGGAGCCGUCCGACAUGGUCCUGCUGUCCGUUCCUGACCGGCUGAUCGUGAUGACGUACUUGAGCCAGAUCCGGACGCACUUCACCGGUCAGGAGCUCAGCGUGCUGCAGAUCGAGCACAACAGCAGCCAGACCAGUUACGGCGUGGCGGAGCCACCCGGUGGUCCGGAUGUGGAUGCCGCCGCCCGAUUCUGCGCCCAGCGGCUGCAGGCCGGAGCUCUGUCAGGGGAGGCCAAUGGAACGCACGCGCAGGGGGAGAACGCAAAACCGAACGGAGGCCUGGUGCCCCCACCCAGGGCCAAACGGGUGGGCCGGGCAGAGGAGAAGAGGCCAGAGGCGGGGCAGACACCUGUGGCUCCGCCCCGGCCGAACGCGUCCAAGCUGAACCUGGGGCAGGUGAGGGACGCGGACCUGCUGAAGAAACACAGAGCACAGAGUAAAGGAGAAUCGGGGGAGGAGCCUGACCAUCAGGAGCAGCACAGCAAGCAGGUAAAAGCUGAGGAGUCUGGCGCCCCUGCAGGUCAAUCCGAGGGCUGUGAGGUGGACAGUGGGUCCCGGCCAGCGGAGGAGGACAGUAUGCGUCUGCAGGAUACCAGUCAGUAUGUUCUGAGCGAGCUUCAGGCUCUGGAGACGGAACAGAAACACAUCGACAGCAGAGCCGCCGUGGUGGAGCAAAGACUGAGACGACUGAUGGAGACGGGCAGCGAUCAAGACGAGGAGGAGAAGCUGAUCCAGGAGUGGUUCACUCUGGUCAACAAGAAGAACGCUUUGAUCCGCAGACAGGACUAUCUGGAGCUUCUGCAGGAGGAGCAGGAUCUGGAGAGAAAAUUCGAGCUGCUGACCAGAGAGCUGAGGGCCAUGAUGGCAAUUGAAGAGUGGAAGAAGAGUCAGGCUCAGCAGCUCCGUGAGCAGCUCCUCCUGCAGGAGUUGGUCAGUCUGGUCAACCAGAGGGACGAGCUGGUCAGGGAUAUGGACGCCAAAGAGAGAGGCGCGGUGGAGGAGGACGCGCGGUUAGAACGCGGUCUGGAGCUCCGGCGCAGGAAAUACAGCACCAGCAAGGACAAGUGUGUGCUGCAGUAAGGAACUGCAGGGCAUUCUGGGAUACACGCUGGAGGACCCGGUCAGGACCCGGUCACUAAUACAGCACCGGACACCACAGUGCCUUUCGGAACCCCUCUCAGAGAGAAACCCGAUCAUCACCACCUUCAGGAGAACGUUCUUCAGCACUGAACAUUAAUCUGCACUCGGUUCUGCCGGAGAACCUGCUGGAGAACCUGCUGUGCAGCAAUUAAACUGGAGCUGGUUGUGUUGUAUUUUCUUGUUUUGCCAAAGACGGAUCUGCGUGAUGAUCUGUAAACCAGCAUCACUCAGCUCUGCGUUUAUUGAUUGUUAAUCAUGAUCGAUUGAGCUGAUGAGUCUCUGCCGGACUUUGAUGGUCAGUCGGUCAGUAACUGUUCAGAUGAAUGUAUUUUGUCUUUCUUACGCGCCGCAGUGCCUUAAAGGUUUGACACCUUUGACUGACGAUGUUCUGUGUGUUUUCUGAUUUUGUUUGUUUAUUUAUGAAUGUUUUAUAGAGAUAUUUGAAAAAGAUAUAUUUGAUCACCUAUAUUCUUUAUGAUUUAACGCCUGAUCACUGAGAGAGAGAGAGGUUAAUGAUGUUCUCUGUAAGUGGACUGGUCAGUUCUGCUGUUUCUGGCAGGCCUUAAAGGGGAACUCCACCAAUUCCUGCAUAAUGAAAUGGUUCAGAUGUAAACAGAGCGGUUCAGAGGGGUUCAGAGUGGUUUGGUGUGAAACUUACCGA
This is a messenger RNA of Colossoma macropomum (tambaqui), 7381 nucleotides long. It is a transcript of the gene ehbp1l1b, whose product is annotated as EH domain binding protein 1-like 1b. The record is from RefSeq and is a predicted model, not a curated record. The transcript is spliced from 27 exons. Gene Ontology annotation, molecular function: protein binding. Bases 235 to 6660 code for a protein of 2141 amino acids. NCBI's taxonomy places the organism in Eukaryota, Metazoa, Chordata, Actinopteri, Characiformes, Serrasalmidae.